Messenger RNA from Anoplopoma fimbria (sablefish), 1241 nucleotides. RefSeq names its product TNF superfamily member 14 (gene tnfsf14a). The transcript has 4 exons. Bases 83 to 772 code for a protein of 229 amino acids. Gene Ontology annotation, cellular component: membrane. The record is from RefSeq and is a predicted model, not a curated record. Gene Ontology annotation, molecular function: tumor necrosis factor receptor binding. Gene Ontology annotation, biological process: immune response. NCBI's taxonomy places the organism in Eukaryota, Metazoa, Chordata, Actinopteri, Perciformes, Anoplopomatidae.
GCCCCUUUGAAGCAACACCCUCUUCACAACUUCCCCACAUAGAUUUAUUUUUUCUCACAGUUACAGACAGAGCAUUGUAGAUAUGUCCAAUGUUGGAUAUCCCUCUGUGUGUGUGGUGGACACCCACACCACCCGGCCCGCGGUGCCACCCAGGAUGACCCAGGAGAAACGGCGUGCUGGGCCGGCCCAGAUCCUGCUGUUCCUGCUGGUGACCGUGGCGUUGUGCGGCUUGGUCAUAGAAGCCUGCUUCAUCUACCGUCUCUACCAGCCAGAAGCUGCCACCUCGGCAUCGUUCUCUAAGCUCAGCUCAGGUCAAGGCAUUACUCCUACCCCUAAAACUCGCAGUCUUGUUGUUCUUCCUUCCAAACCGGUUGCACAUCUGACAGAUGGACAAGAUGUAGUUCACGGAAAACAAAUCAUGGCUUGGAGCAUGAAUGCCGACCCUCUCCUCCAUGAAAUGGACUACAAAGACAAUAGUCUUGUUAUUCUGAAGGAGGGUUAUUACUAUGUGUAUUCCAAGGUUUCCUUCAUAGAGAAUAAAGUAUUUAACCACUCUAUUAAACGGAACACCGAUCGGUACUUUGGGAAUAGUAUUCCCCUCCUGAUGUCCAGAACAUUUUCAAAGAGGCCCAACCAAAUGCGAUUAAACAGUUACUUGGCUGGAGUGUUUCACCUCACAAAGGGCGACGCCAUUUUUGUGGAAGUGAGCAACACCUCACACAUUGCCCGUUUCAAAUCCUAUGAGAACAUCUUCGGAGCAUAUAUGAUAUGAAUAUCACAUUGAUAUUUCACCAUGAGUCCGAAAGUUUCGAAUAACAGUAAAUAAAAGUUACCAACAAAUGUUAUGAUUCUCUUUAUAAAGAAAAAAGAACGUCCAUAACCGGAAAGACAUGCAGGUGUGAAAACGGUCGGGACAAUGCUGGGGGCUUUCUUAUUAGGGGGGUUUUUAAAGUAUGUUUUGCAGCUUACAAAACCUUUACAUAUCAGGGAUUUUUUAUAUACUUACUUUGUACUUAAAUCGUUAUUGAUUUUUCAAAAAACCUUCGUGGAUCGUUCAAUCUGUUGCUGAUUAUAAACAUGUCAUUUUCAUGCUAAAAUUUAAAACUGUCUACUUAUACAUUUCUUUUCAUUCUUGCUGUAACACAUAAUGCACUAUAUUUAUUGAUUUCUUCAGUAGUAGAAUACAUUUUAAAACCAUUUAUUUCUGCCCUAUUUAUGUACAAUAAUGUUUACAAAAUACU